AUGGCACAAACCUCACAACCUCCACGGUCGCCCAUCUCUCAACAUAAAUCAUCCAGUCGUCCGUCUAUGUCCAUGAGAUCUGCUACGGCGCCAGAAAAGAUGGACGUGAAUGGCCAUAUGGCCUCUCGAGGCCAGAACGGCCAUGCCAAUUUCGAGCAUGGUGUUCAGGUUAUCGAUGAGGACAAGGAGUUCAAUCCUGAUCUAGGGAAGUACCUGUCCUAUGAAGACAUCGCCCGCUCUGGAUUCAACUACCACCUAGUAUCCGUCUUCGGUUCGCAGUCAACUGGUAAAUCGACCCUCCUUAACGCACUCUUUGGAACGAGUUUCAAUGUCAUGUCUGAGUCAGAAAGAAGGCAGACCACAAAAGGUAUAUGGAUGUCCAAAAACAAGUCGUCGAUAAAAGGAAUGGCAGACAACAUCCUUGUUAUGGAUGUGGAAGGUACUGAUGGUCGAGAAAGAGGUGAGGACCAGGAUUUCGAGAGGAAGAGCUCGCUCUUCGCGCUGGCUACCAGUGAGGUCUUGAUGGUCAACAUCUGGGAACACCAAGUCGGCUUGUAUCAGGGUGCCAACAUGGGUCUGUUGAAGACUGUGUUUGAAGUCAACUUGCAGCUCUUUUUGAGGGACAGGAAAACAACAUCAAGAAGCUUGAUUUAUUUUGUGGUCAGAGACUUUUUAGGCACAACACCCCUGCAGAACUUGCGAAAUACUUUGAUGCAGGAUAUGGCAAAGAUAUGGACCGGAUUGAACAAACCACAGGGACUUGAGAACAGCAGCAUCGACGAUUACUUUGACUUUGCUUUCACUGCCCUGCCUCACAAGAUAUAUGCUCCAGAAAAGUUCGAGCAGGCUGUCAAGGACAUGGCUACCAGGUUCAAGGAAGCGCAACGAGAUCCAAGAAGAGACCCUCUACGUUCCGAAUUUGAAAGUGGUGUGUUCAUGUCCGAGUAUCAUAGACGUAUACCUGCCGACGGUCUUCCUCACUAUGCCGAGGGAAUUUGGGAUCAGAUUGUCAACAACAAGGACCUGGAUCUACCUACACAACAAGAACUUCUAGCCCAAUUUCGGUGUGACGAGAUCAUGCGUGAGGUCAUGGUUGCUUUUGAUCAGACCAUUACACCUUUUGAGACCAAGCAAACAAGUGCUGCGAGCUUGGGUCAACAUGAGGUAAUAGAAGGUCUCGGUGCUGCCAUGACAACCGCUCGUUCCAGGACUGUACAGGACUUCGAAACCGAAGCAGGUAGAUACCACAAAGGCGUCUAUCAACGAAAGCGCACAGAGCUAGAAAGCAAGAUCGACACGAGGUUAAAGGCUCUUUUCGCUGGCCAACUUACUGCUGCUCAUAAAAACGGCAUCUCGAAAUUCUCGGAAGCAGUGUCGAAUGAAGUCAAAGCUGGUCAAAAGAAAGGUGCAGCCUACGAUUUUGCCGAGAUUGUCUCUAGGCAAAAGCAAGCCGCCCUCAAAGAAUAUGAAACUCAAGCUAAGGCUGUUGUGCUGGAAGGAGUAGAAUGGUCAAGUUACAAGCAGGAAUCUGCUCUGUUUCAGAAAGAGAUUGAUCAGGUGUCGGGUCAGCUUCGUCGUGAUGAGAUGAGACGACUUGCGACGAGAGUUGAGCGGUGGGUAAAGAGCAAGCUGAAUGAUAGCGUGGGACUAGAGUUCAAUGCUAUCGGCUCCGGUCGUGGAGGCUCUGGCGCGCCAGAUGGUGAAUCAGGAGACAAACCUUCAGAGCAACAAAUUUGGGAUAGGAUAUGGACUGUAUUCACCACAACAGUCACAGAGGCCGAAAAGCGCUUCUCAGAUCGUGCACGUGCUUUCGAUGCAUCAGAAGACGAGAUCGAGGUCGGGAAGUGGAGGCUGCGACGAAAAUCGUGGACUGCUUUACGGGCUAAGAUUGAUGAAGAAAUGAUGGAAGGCAAUCUUUUGCUAAAACUGAGGGAGAACUUCGAAGACAAAUUUAGGUACGACGAAGCUGGUGUACCUCGAAUAUGGAGACCUACAGACGAUAUGGACGGCUUGUUCAGGUCGGCACGAGAAAGCACCUUGACACUUAUCCCUCUGCUGUCAAAGUUCAGAUUGUCACAAGCAGGCGGGAAGCCACCACCUCUUGAUGACUGGAUUGGAAAUGCACCACCAUCGGCAACAGGAGCUGAUGAGGAGGAUCUUGUACCAAUUGGGGGCAUAGACGAGGAGGAAGGCAAAAGUUUGGAAGAGGAAACUACUAUGCUUUCCGAAACGAAAAGGCAGGACCUCACUGUGCGGUUCAAAAAGGCAGCUGAGGGUGUGUUUGUCGAAGCGAAGCGAUCGACCGUCAGCGGUAUGCAGAGUGUUCCACUCUACUUCUACGCUAUUCUAUUGGCACUGGGCUGGAAUGAACUGGUUGCUGUCCUCCGCAACCCAGUUUAUUUCAUCUUCCUUGCCAUGCUCGGCGCCGCAGCCUACGUCACCUGGACCUUGAACCUCUGGGGUCCAAUCAUGAACAUGUCCAACGCGGCAGGCACACAAGCUCUAGAAGAAGGCAAAAAACGUCUACGAGAAUUCCUCGAGUCCUCGGAAACGGGUCGCCAAGCAAUAGGCAUGACUCCCGACAGCUUCGAGCUUAAGAGUAUGAACAGCUCGAGGAGUAGCGGUGGCACAAGUUCAAGGAAGGCGAAGGUCGAAGAGGAGGAUGUGGAGGACAUAUGA
Molecule: messenger RNA, 2679 nt
Organism: Lithohypha guttulata
Lineage: Eukaryota; Fungi; Ascomycota; Eurotiomycetes; Chaetothyriales; Trichomeriaceae
Gene: SEY1
Product: Dynamin-like GTPase that mediates homotypic ER fusion
Exons: 3
Coding region: 1-2679 (892 amino acids)
Biological process (GO): endoplasmic reticulum membrane fusion
Cellular component (GO): endoplasmic reticulum
Molecular function (GO): GTPase activity; GTP binding
Source: RefSeq, a predicted model, not a curated record